CGGCUACGACGUGCAUCCCGCCCUCUUAGUUCAAACAUUUCCUCGUAUUCCGAGCUGGACCUGCGCUUUCGCCCUCAAGUGGAGUGAUUUAUAGCUGACCCUGGACCCUAUUUUUCCCUUUGAAAUUCAGUUCACUCAGUAUCAAUAUGGCCAGUUUUGAAAUCAAAGACGAAGUCCUCACCGGCUUCAAGGGCAAGGUUGCGGUUGUGACAGGAGGAUCAUCUGGCAUUGGCCUCGCCACAGUUGAGUUGCUGGGAUCACUCGGCGCAUCCGUCGUAAAUGGUGAUGUCCAAGCACCAAAAACACCUGGCGAUGUCACUUUUGUGCAAGCCGAUGUGAGGAGCUGGACAGACCUCGUCAAGCUUUUCAAGACAGCAAAGGACAAGCACGGAAGGGUCGACUACGUUUUUGUGAAUGCUGGCAUUGGCCCGCGCGCCAACUACCUCGAGCUUGAGGUUGACGAGAACGGUGAUCCCAAAGCGCCAAACAGCGACACCGUCGACAUCAAUUUGGACAGCGUGAUCAACACUACCACAGUAGCUGCUCACUAUUUGAAGGGACAGCCAGAGGGCGGGUCUAUUGUGCUCAUGGGAUCCAGCACUGGCUUGCACCCUGUCCGAGCCGUCGAUUAUUCAACCGCCAAAGCCGGUGUUCUCGGCUUCGGUCGAGGAUUCGCAAAGAUCGUUGAGGUAGCCGGCCUACCCAUUCGUGUCAACACCCUCAUCCCGUCUUGGACAGACUCGCAGGUGCUGCCUGAUCUGAAAAACAUCCUAGCAGCAGUAUCACAGGGAUGCCAGCCUGCCUCUGUAGUUGCCCGCGCAGUCGCUUACUUGUUCGUCGAGAAAUCGAGACAUGGGGAUGUCAUUUUCAUCUGUGACGGAAAGUACACCGAGGUUGAGAAGACGAUCCUCGCACCAGCAUAUGAUACCAUUAGGGGAGAACACCCCACUGACGAUGAAGUUUUGGCCAGAGUGUUUGCAUUGGGAGGUUAGAUAAAUCCAGAUACCAGAAAUGUUAAAGCUACACGGCCGUAGCGAAUUGAUUCUUGCUAUUGUCAGCGAUUUCACUCCAUA
Messenger RNA from Aaosphaeria arxii CBS 175.79, 1073 nucleotides. Its product is annotated as NAD(P)-binding protein. NCBI's taxonomy places the organism in Eukaryota, Fungi, Ascomycota, Dothideomycetes, Pleosporales. The transcript is spliced from 3 exons. Bases 147 to 992 code for a protein of 281 amino acids. The record is from RefSeq and is a predicted model, not a curated record.